Messenger RNA from Adineta steineri, 1007 nucleotides. The record is from the annotation of a GenBank genome assembly. NCBI's taxonomy places the organism in Eukaryota, Metazoa, Rotifera, Eurotatoria, Adinetida, Adinetidae.
AUGGUAGAUUUUAAUAAACGAUCGUUCUGGAAUUUUACAUUGAAAGAUAUAUUAGCUAUUAUAUCUUCAGUUGCUAUACCCAUAGCUCUGGCUAUUUACACUGCAAUUGGAUAUCAACAACAAAAACAACAAGCUGAAAAGAAACAAAAGUUUGAUUUUGAACAAUCAGCACAAUUAAGACAACAAACACUUUAUGAUGAAUUCCUGAAUAAUAUUUAUAAAUUAGAUAAAGAUGGUUAUCUCAACGACACAAAAAAUCCAUGGGCAUUUGCAAAUGCACAUUACCGUGCUGCUCAUCGUCAAUGGGAUACAAUACGUAAAGCAGAUGUUAUACAGUUUCUCAAGGAAAAACAACUAAUUGGUAGAAAUAAUUGUACUAAUGGAUGUAGAACAACAAAUCUGGAUGAUAUAAUUCGUUUGAAUGAGUUAAACUUUGAUAAUGUACGUCUAACAAGUGAAACUGGUGUGUUAAAUAAGUUGAAUUUACAAUGUGUGUCUUUUGAUCAGGUAUCUAUGUCAAAUGCGGAGUUUUCAUUUGCUAGUUUAAAUGGUGUAUCAUUUGAUGGAGGACGGUUGGAUAAAGUUAAAUUUUAUGGUUCAACUUUACUUUGUGUUAGUUUUAAUGGUGUAAAUUUGACGGGAGCAGAUUUUACUAACUCUAAUCUGACUGGUGCAAAAUUUUCAAACACUGAUAUGACAGGAGUUAAAUUAACAGAAGAUCAAAUGAAACAGGCAUCUUUUCAUAAUGUAACUAUGCAAAACGAAGACAAGAGUGAAACUAUAUCCUCAACGGCAACAAAAAAGCCUAUAACCCGAACAACAACAAUAAUAAAAACAAAAAUGUCGACAACAUCAUUGUUGUCAUCAACAACAACAGCAACAUCAACAAUAAUAACAACAUCACCAACGACAACGACAAUAUCAACAAUAAUAACAACAUCAACAACGGCGACAACAGCCUUGAUGUCAUCAACAGCAUCAACAACGGCGACAACAGCAUUGAUGUC